Molecule: messenger RNA, 1857 nt
Organism: Moesziomyces aphidis
Lineage: Eukaryota; Fungi; Basidiomycota; Ustilaginomycetes; Ustilaginales; Ustilaginaceae
Source: the annotation of a GenBank genome assembly
AUGUCGGCGUCGGCAUCUUCAUCCACCGCGCCCGGCGGUGGCGCUCCACCAGCUGCGGCGGCGCCCGGCAAGCUCUCGCGAGCCGAGUUCCGCCGCCAAAAGGACCUCGAGGAGGACCGCAAAGCCGGCAGGGCACCCGCCGAGCUCGACGAGGAUGGCAACAUCAUCAACCCGCACGUUCCCGCCUACAUGGCACAGGCGCCCUGGUACAUGGACACCGGCUCGCGCUCGCUCAAGCACCAGAAGAAGCCCGUGGACCCCAACGCGGUCAAGGCGGGCAUCAACGACUGGUACCAGCGCGGCUCCACCUCGUCCGAAGCACCGGCGGCCAAGAAGUUCCGCAAGGGCGCGUGCGAGAACUGCGGCUCCAUGUCGCACAAGACGCGCGACUGCCUCGAGCGUCCGCGCAAGAAGGGCGCCAAGAAGCUCGGCAAGACGCUCGCCGCGGACCAUGUGCUGGACGAGGUGCAGGGGCUCGACUAUGCGGCCAAGCGCGACCGGUGGAACGGCUACGACCCCUCGGAGCACAGGAAGGUGGUCGAGGAGUUUGAGGCGAUCGAGGACGAGCGCAGGCGGCUCAAGGAGGAGCAGAUCGACAAUGCGACGUCGUCCGACCUGCGCCACGCCAAGAAGCUCGUGCAAAAGUCGCGCUCCAAGACCGACGACGGAGACUUUAGCUCGUCGGACAGCGACGACAGCGACGACGACAAGUAUGCGGACAAGGCGGAUGCGGUGGGGCAGAAGGUGGACACGGACAAGCGCAUGACGAUUCGCAACCUGCGCAUCCGCGAAGACCGGGCCAAGUAUCUGUACAACCUCGAUGUGGAUUCGGCGUACUACGAUCCCAAGACGCGCACGAUGCGCGAGGCGCCCAACCCGCACAUCCGGCCCGAGGAUGCCGAGUAUGCGGGCGACAACUUUGCGCGUGCGCAGGGCGGCGAGUCGUCGCAACUGGCCAAUCUGCAGAUGUUUUCCUGGCAGGCCGAGGCGCGCGGCAACGACCUGAAUCUGCAGGCGAAUCCGACUGCCAACGAGAGGCAGUACCGCGAGUUCCAGCAGCGCAAGCAGAAGCUGCGUGCCGAGACCAAGGGGAGCAUUUUGGAGCGGUACGGAGGGGAGGAGCACUUUGAUGCGCUGCCGAGGGAGCUCUUGGUGGGACAGACGGAGCAUUACGUAGAGUACGAUCAGGCAGGCAGGGUGGUCAAGGGGUUGGAGAAGGCGGUGGCGAGGAGCAAGUAUGCGGAGGAUGUGGUGGAGAAUAACCAUACGGCGGUUUGGGGGUCGUGGUACGAUGUGGCAGCCGCAGUGUGGGGGUAUAGGUGCUGUCAUUCGACCGUGUACAACAGCUACUGCACAGGCGAGGCUGGUAUCGAAGCGAGUAAAGCCACCUUCCUUCCGCCACCACCGGCGAAGGCGUCCAAGGAGCGAAAGCGGCAUCGAUCGAGAUCCAUCGACUCGUCUUGCUCACAAGAUUCGGCUCGACAAAGGUCAUCUCGCAAGACCCAUCGAGAUGCCGAAUCUUCGGGAUACACUUCGCGCAAAGAGCUGGGGUCAGGAGAUGUAGCGUCUCGACUCGACAGUCGCAAGCUGGAAGCGGCCAUGCUGGAAGAACGCGCGCGCCACGAUCCCGCCCUCGCCGCCCAACUCGACGAGGCAAAACGCAGGCGCUUCGAAGCGCUACCCGACUGGCUCCAGGACGCCCAACGCAUCAACGCCAAACACCACCCCGCCCACGCCACAGCUGACACAGAGGUCUCCGAAGAGCAACUCGAAGCCUACCGUCGCAUCAACGCUUCCGCCCCCGCCAGAAGCGAAGAUCCAAUGGCCAACUACACCGACAACCCCGACCAGAUCUGA